AUGCAGGGGGCAAUUCCCGAUCGUCGCGCACAACUUGAAAUUCAUGGGUAGGUUGGAAGACUCUGGGGUAACAAGUUCCACUGUGGCAUAUGAGAUUCGAAGAAUCUUGGUAAGAGGCGUGCUUACGCUGAUCAUAGGUUCGCUGACCGAUCACGGCGGUGACGAAAGCAAGCGCAGCUACGAGGUAAGGGUGAGGCAAAGACCUCAUGGUUGA
Messenger RNA from Tuber aestivum (summer truffle), 214 nucleotides. The record is from the annotation of a GenBank genome assembly. Lineage: Eukaryota; Fungi; Ascomycota; Pezizomycetes; Pezizales; Tuberaceae.